AUGAAGGAGUGUAAAAAAGGCCGCGGUAAAUCACGCAAAUCAUCUCCAUAUUUCGAUGGGGCCGGCGUGCCAGAGAUUCAACCGUUGCAGCAAAGCGCGUUCUACUACGAUCAGGGAUUGCUUAAUCAGGUUCAGGCGACUUCCUCUUCAACAGCGUCUGUGACUUUGUCGCGUACAUUGAUGUCUCUCCCGCGACAAGAAACAGAGAACCGCUCGUUUUUGAACAUGUUACAGGUCAAUUCGUAUGAUAGUUAUCGGUGCAACAAUCAGUAUAAUAGUCAGUACAUAAAUUACUACAACAUUCAGAAUAACUGUCAGUACAACAAUCCGUGCAACGGUCAAAUCGGUUCGUAUGUAUCGGAUUUUGCGUUAACUGCCCCGCAAUUUUACCCUCAACCAAUGACGACGAUUUCUCCUUCGGCUCAACAGCAUCUACAAUAUGAGCAUCAAUCUGCUUAUGACGGAAACAAACAGAAUUAUUUGCCGUACAAUGCAUAUUCAAAUAAUUACAAUCACAUGCCACCAAACCCUACUACAAAGAUGCUGCGUUGCAAUUUAAUGCUGCCUACUACAAGACCGUUACAAAAAAUACCACAAUCAAACAAUACGAACAUUUUACAGCAGCAAUAUACAGCGCAACAAAAUUACGCGGGUGACAAUAACGAGUCAGAAAGUCAUAUUACCACUAAUAAUCAGGUGUUGCCUAUUCUAAGGCCGUUACUAGAGGUAUCGGGGCAAAAAAAUGUAUACGCUACACAACAAUAUGCAGCGCAACAAAAUUACGCGAGUGACAAUAGCAAACAACAAAGUCCGAUUGCAGCUAAUUAUCAACUCUCGCCUAAUAUUUCAAGACCGUUACAAGAGGAACCACAAUACAACGACAUAAAUAUCAUACAGCAAUAUGCAGCGCAGCAGAAUUACGCCGGCAACAAUAGUAAGCAACAAAAUCACGUUACAACUAAUAAUCAGGUGUCGCCUAUUCUAAGGCCGUUACCAGAGGCCUCGGGACAAAAAAAUGUAUACGCUACACAGCAAUAUGCAGCGCAACAAAAUUACGCGAGUGACAAUAGCAAACAACAAAGUCCGAUUGCAGCUAAUUAUCAACUCUCGCCUAAUGUUUCAAGACCGUUACAAGAGGAACCACAACACAGCGACAUAAAUACCAUACAGCAAUAUGCAGCGCAGCAGAAUUACGCCGGCAACAAUAGUAAGCAACAAAAUCACGUUACAACUAAUAAUCAGGUGUCGCCUAUUCUAAGACCAUUACUAGAGGCACCCGAAGAAGGGAAUAUUUACGCUACACAGCAAUACGCAGCGCAACAAAAUUACGCGGGUGACAAUAGCAAACAACAAAGUCCGAUUGCAGCUAAUUCUCAGGAUUCGCCUGUUUUAAAAUCGUUACUACAGGAACCACAACACAGCGACAUAAAUACCAUACAGCAAUAUGCAGCGCAGCAGAAUUACGCCGGCAACAGUAGCGUGCGACGAAAUCACCUUGUAGCUAACAAUCAGGUGUCGCCUAUUCUAAGGCCAUUACUAGAGGCACCCGAAGAAGGGAAUAUUUACGCAACACAGCAAUAUGCAGCGCAACAAAAUUACGCGGGUGACAAUAGCAAACAACAAAGUCCGAUAGCAGCUAAUUCUCAGGAUUCGCCUGUUUUAAAAUCGUUACUAGAGGAACCACAACACAACGACAUAAAUACCAUACAGCAAUAUGCAGCGCAGCAGAAUUACGCCGGCAACAGUAGUAGUGAGCAACAAAAUCACCAUGUAGCUAACAAUCAGGUAUCGCCUGUUUUAAGGUCAUUACUAGAGGUAUCAGGACAUGUAUACGCUACACAGCAAUAUGCGGCGGAACAAAAUUACGCGGGUGACAAUAGCAAACGACAAAGUCCGAUUGCAGCUAAUUCUCAGGAUUCGCCUGUUUCAAGAUCGUCACAAGAGGCAUCGCGACAGAGCGAUAUAAAUACCGUACAGCAAUAUGCAGCGCAACAAAAUUACAUGGACAGUAAUAACAAACAACAAAGUCCGAUUGCAGUUAAUUAUCAAGUCUCACCCAUUGCAAGACCAUUGCAAGAGGUAUCGAGCAAAAUAAAUGCCGUACAGCAAUAUACAGCGCAACAGAAUUACGCCGACAACAAUAACAAGCAACAAAAUCACCUUGCAGCUAACAAUCAGAUGUCGCCUGUUCCAGAGCCUUUACAAGUAUCGCCUAUUUUAAGGCCGUUAUUAGAGGCAUCAAAACAAAGAAAUAUAUACACUACACAGCAAUAUGCAACGCAACAAAAUUACGUGGACAGUAAUAACAAACAACAACACAGUCCGAUUGCAGCUAGUUAUCAAGACUCUUCUGUUUCAAGACCGUUACAAGAAGCAUUGCAACAAAGCAAUGUAAACAUUGCACAACAAUUUGAAACACAACAAAAUUAUCCGGGCAACAAUAAUAAGGAACAAAAUCAGAUUGCAGUUGAUGGUCCUAAGUGCGAUCAACAAGUAUAUGCAAUUUAUCCAUGGAUGAAGUUUGACGUUAAUCCAGGUAAUGAAAAAAAACGAGAACGCAAAAGACAAACAUAUAUGCAAUGUCAAACUUUGCGCUUGGAGGAAGCAUUUUACACGAAUAGUUAUCUCAAUAAAACGGAUCGUUUGUCGUUGGCCAAACAAUUGAAUCUAUCAGAAAAACAGAUCAAAAUUUGGUUUCAAAACAGGCGAAUGAAAGCAAAAAAAGAACAACAGAAACUAUCACCUAUCAGUAAUAUUAACCAACAACGUCUGAGUUGCAACACAACAUCCGUGCAGGAACCAACGAUCUCACAGAAAUCAGUUGUGCAACAGCAACAGCCGAUUGUGCUGCAACAGUGGUCGAUGGCGCAACAACCACAACCUCAACAUAUAUCAUCAAAAAUACAUCAAAAUUACCAAAGUUAUCCGUAGCAACAAUACGUAUUUGGC
Molecule: messenger RNA, 2949 nt
Organism: Harpegnathos saltator (Jerdon's jumping ant)
Lineage: Eukaryota; Metazoa; Arthropoda; Insecta; Hymenoptera; Formicidae
Product: homeobox protein 5
Exons: 2
Coding region: 1-2931 (976 amino acids)
Biological process (GO): anterior/posterior pattern specification; positive regulation of transcription by RNA polymerase II
Cellular component (GO): nucleoplasm
Molecular function (GO): RNA polymerase II cis-regulatory region sequence-specific DNA binding; DNA-binding transcription factor activity, RNA polymerase II-specific
Source: RefSeq, a predicted model, not a curated record